AUGAGCGGCGGCGGAGGAGGAGGCCGAGCGCCGGCGGCGCAGUCGCAGGAGCUGCAGCUGCCGCCGGGGUUCCGGUUCCACCCGACCGACGAGGAGCUGGUGAUGCACUACCUCUGCCGGCGCUGCGCCGGGCUGCCCAUCUCCGUGCCCAUCGUCGCCGAGAUCGAUCUCUACAAGUACGACCCCUGGCAGCUCCCAAGGAUGGCGCUGUACGGCGAGAAGGAGUGGUACUUCUUCUCCCCGCGGGACCGCAAGUACCCGAACGGGUCGCGGCCGAACCGCGCCGCCGCCGCCGGGUACUGGAAGGCCACCGGUGCCGACAAGCCGGUGGGCACGCCGAAGCCGGUGGCCAUCAAGAAGGCGCUCGUGUUCUACACCGGCAAAGCGCCCAAGGGCGACAAGACCAACUGGAUCAUGCAUGAGUACCGCCUCGCCGACGUCGACCGCACCGCCCGCAACAAGAACAACAGCCUCAGGUUGGAUGAUUGGGUGCUGUGCCGAAUCUACAAGAAGAAAGGCGUGCCGGAGAAGCCAACCGGAGCCGGCGGCGGGGCCGAGGCGAGCAGCCAAGGCGCGCAGCUGGGGUCCAUGGGCUCGCCGCCGGAGCAGAUGCCAUCCGUGCUGCCGCCUCCCACGGCCACGGCCGCGGCCGGGACGGGGUUAUACGCGCCGCCGCCGUUCUCGGAGCUGGCGGCGUACUGCGAGGUCCGGCCGUCGGACUCGAUGCCCCGGGCGCACGGCGCGGACUCGAGCUGCUCGGGCCAGGGCCACGCGCUGGCUGCUACGUCGUCGUCGUGCGGCGGCGGCGAGCGGCCUGAGGUGCAGAGCCUGCCCAAGAUCGCCGAGUGGGAGCGCACGGUCGCCGGCGCCGGCCCGGGGAUUAACCCGGCCGGCUCGAUGCUGGGGCUUGGCGGGCAUCAUCAGCUCGGCCCAGCGGCGGUCGGGUGGGGGCAGCUGCCCGCCGGCGACCCGCUGCUCCAGGACAUCCUCACGUACUGGGGCAAGCCGUACUGA
Molecule: messenger RNA, 1014 nt
Organism: Miscanthus lutarioriparius
Lineage: Eukaryota; Viridiplantae; Streptophyta; Magnoliopsida; Poales; Poaceae
Source: the annotation of a GenBank genome assembly